UCGGAAAGCAUCGCCUUGGCUACGGCGGCAAACGAUAUUAUUUGGUUGAAGUUAAAGUGAGAGUCAGAGGAUAUCAAAAUGGCAGAUGCAGACACCACCGGAAGUAGGCCUCCAGAGCCAAUCUCUAUAACAGUACAAAGAGUAAAAAAUCUGAAAGGAUCCAAGGGUGACAAUGUUCAGGUCAUGGUUAAAAUGGAGUUUGGUGAUAAAACAUUAAUGACUGGGGACCCACCAAAGGUAGACUGUAGUCCAGAUGCACCAGCAGAGAUUAACUAUACAGAGACCAUUAAUGUUAAUUAUGAUGAUUCCAAUGUUCUGGAUGAGAUAGCACACAAGCCUGUUGUUUUGACUGUUAUUGAAGUCUUACCAAAAGAGAAGAAGCAGAAAGAAGAAAAGAUAACUCCUCUUGGACAAGCCACAGUUGAUUUACUUCCUUUGCUUAAAGGAAAAACAAAAGAAGUAUAUUCAUUGACCAUCAACCCAUCACCAGGUUCACCAUUAGAGAGUAUUCCUCCAGAAAAUCCAAGGCCAACAAUAGAUGUAUCUAUUUGCGUCAAUGAUCAUUUGAUGGAUGUACAAGAGCAAGGAAUUGGUAAUUUGAUGACCGUCACAGUAGAAACAGUGUAUGCACCUCCUGAGUCAUGGACAAUGGCAGGGACCCAGUAUGCUUAUGCUACAGCAUUACCAGUUCCUGUAGCUGCUGAUAAAGAAGUACCUGUCGUAUUUGCUAGUGGUCAAUUGAAACCUGGUACUGACAAGGAAGUCCCAAACAAGCAGAAGAAAUGGGCAUCUCCUGGUUCUGCACAGGGGAAUGCUGUUUACAUUCCAGAAAGUUUUAUACCAAGUGACCCUGUAGAAGAUGAGGAUGGUGAAUUUCGUGGAAAAGAGGACAGGGAACACAGACACUCUGCUGAAACAGAAAAGUUACGUGUCACUUGGAAUACAGAAAGGAGAUGCUAUAUGGAUAUUUCUGCAGAAAAGAGUUUUCAGGAUAAGAUUGCUAAGUGUCGUUUCUGGCCAGUAGAAGUUAUGAGGCUGCCUCAACCAGCAGCAGCUAAAGGAAAAAAGAAUAAUUCAAGUCAAGCGUUUAACAAACAGGAUGAUGAGGGUGCCAUUAGUUACCAUGGUGUUGCCUUUGUUAACCUAGCCCCACUGUUGUACCCAGGAGUAAAGAGAAUAAGAGGAGCAUACAAAGUCCAUGCCUACACUGACCAUGCUAUGCAUGAAAAGACAAAAAGGAAAACUGGUUAUGGCGAGGAAGCAGGAAGGAUUGCCUUCAAUAUUCUCAACAGGAACAGUGCCUCUCCUUUCCCUAAGAAGCCUGGUAAAGACAAGGAUGAUAAGAAAGAUAAAGAUGUUAAGAAGGGGAGAUCGGGUAGUAUUUUACAUCAUAGCUCAGCAGUGCCUCAUGAGGAUAAAGAUUUGCAUAGCCUAAGCAAUCAGUCAGAAAGGGCAUCUCAGACCAUUAAGUCUGAUACAGGAUCAGAGAUGGAAGGACAAGCACCUGUCAAUGUGGAAGGACAACAAUAUGUUGAGGCUAAAUCUUAUGUGAUGUUGGAGAUCUGUCUAGCACAUCCACUCAUCCCUAAACGUCCAGCAGAAGAGCUGGCUAGAAGGGUAGCUGAAUACAUUCCACCAAGACCUCUCUUUCCAAAGAGAACUGAUGGUGCUGUGAGGUCUGUAGAAGAUUUCCAAAAUCAAGUGGCUAGUGUUGCUAAUCUGAUCCUGGAUGAAUUCAGGGACCAGUUUGGUGAUGAUUUCAAACCAGAUGAUACAGAAACAUCUGAGGCUAUGGAAAGCAGGAGACAGAAACUGAUUUAUGAACUGAACUCUUCAGGCAAAUACUUUGCAUUUAAAGAGCAAUUAAAACAUGCUGUAGUGAAAAUUGUAAGAGAGAAAUACUUAAGGACGUCAACCUUUGAAGACAGACAGGAAUUACAGACAUUUUUAAGUGAGUUAUAUGUAUACCUGAUUGAUCAAAUGCAUGUGGCUCUUGGAAAAGUUCUAGCUCUGGAGGACCAACCUCCUAUCCCUGAGCCGUUGACAGACUCAGCACAGCUGAAACAUUUUGCCAGGGAGGCUGAAGUCAAUGAUAAUUAUGAGCUGGCUACUAAAUAUUAUCAGGAGAGGAUAGCUAGGAACAAGAAUGACCCAUCUCAUUGGUUUGACUAUGGAACUUUCUGUUUAUAUAUCAAUGAUAUCACUAAAGCCGAGGAGUGCUUCAAGGAAUGUAUAGCUAUAGAUCAGAAACAUUUACAUGGACUUUUGUUGUAUGGCGUUGUAUGUACCUUACAGCAGAGACAUGAAGCAGCAGAAACCUUCUUUGAAGCAGCUACUUGUGUCGAUCCAAAAAGUAUUUUGGCUUGGACUAUGUUAGGUUUAUUCUAUGAUGCUGUGAACAAUGAGAUAGGUGCUGAAAUGGCUUAUCUUGAGGCUAACAAACUGAACCAGUCUAAAGCUGUAGCUAUAGCUAGGGCCUCUAGAGAGGAAGAGCAGGUCAAAGAGAGGGAAGCAAGAGGACAAGAGGCUGAGGAAAAAGGUGAAGCUGAUGGUUCUCAUGCUGGUGACCAGGGUGGCUUAGCACCCCCUCAACAGCCUCACCCUGAUAUCAAACAGCCAUCACCACCUGGCAGUGACAAACCACCGACAUCAGCUCGGUCUGGAGGUCAGAGAUCUAUGUCAGAUAGAAGACAAUCAGCCACACGUAGAUCAGAUGAAAGUGACAAAAUCCAAUUGGAAGGAGCAAGCAGAAUAAAAAGUGACAGCAGUAUGUCUCGUCCAGGUAGCCACCAUAAAGUCGGCAGUCAAAGGGGCUCCCCUCAACCACAUGAGGAGACAGAGGAACAACCCCCCAGGGAACCAACACCCGUUCCAGCCUGCAGCAUUUAUAUGCAUGCUAUUGAAUGGCUUUUGGAGGUCAAGGCUAUUCCUUUCACAGAGAGAGCUUUGGCCCAUGAGCUGUUAAGUCCAGCUGGCGGACCUACUUCUCAGUACCACAUUGCAUUUGCUAGACUUAAGUUACAGAAGAAAGAAACAACUGAUGCAGAGGAAAGUCUGAAUGAAGCAUUACAAUUUGAUUACCAGAACCCAGAUGCUUGGGCACUGAUGGGACAUGUGAAGUACAUGAUAGGCGACACAGAGAAUGCCAAAGAUUGUUAUGAGAGAACCAUAUCAUUUCUCCAUGAUGCCUCAGAGAUGCAUUCUAUAUAUCUUAGACUAGCUUCCAUUUACCUUCAAGAUCAAAGGUUCCAAGAUGCGAAGAAUGUAUUUUUAAUGGCCUGUAAGAAGUCAGCAUCCUGUGUGUCAUGGUUAGGUGUUGGUAUAGCAUGUUAUAGGUUGAAUGAGCUUGGAGAAGCUGAAGAUGCUUUAUCUGAAGCCAACAUACUGAACAAUGCUGAUCCUGAAGUCUGGGCCUAUUUAUCACUUGUCUGUCUGAAAACUGGUAGACAACUAGAGGCUGAACAGGCAUAUAAAUAUGCUAUCAAGCUUAAUUUACAAGACACUGAUUUGUUGAAUGAGAUACAGAGUGUACAACAACAGGUUGGAUUUGGGAAUCCAGAAUUCUAGACAGAAUACCUGAAUAGAAGACAGUUCUUAUCUUAGAAUUCUAAAUUAAAAUUUUGAAGAAAUGACAAAUCUGUGAUAAACUAAUGUGAAUUUUCUAUCUUAUUUUAUUUAUGAAGUAUAAAAAUUUCUUUUAUUUAUAAUCAUUUGUAAAGUCUAAAUAAGAAUUAAAUAAAUUGUUGUAUUUA
Mytilus californianus (California mussel) is the source of this 3752-nucleotide messenger RNA. Its product is annotated as cilia- and flagella-associated protein 70-like. The record is from RefSeq and is a predicted model, not a curated record. Lineage: Eukaryota; Metazoa; Mollusca; Bivalvia; Mytilida; Mytilidae. Gene Ontology annotation, molecular function: protein binding. Gene Ontology annotation, cellular component: extracellular exosome; motile cilium. The transcript is spliced from 32 exons. Gene Ontology annotation, biological process: cilium assembly; cilium movement. The coding region runs from base 79 to 3567 and encodes 1162 amino acids.